AUGCUGGCGAUAUCUUCUGCUCCACGGAUAGACGCGAAGAAGCGGGCGGUGGUCAAUUCAAAGCGACAGCAAUUCCAACAAGCGACAUUCGCGGACCAGGACUACGCGCAUCGCUGCAACUUCUACAUCAUCCCACCGACUUCAGACAUCACUCUCGAACAAUUCGAAGAAUGGGGAAUCGCACGUCUGAAGGUGCUCGCCGAGCUGGAGGCUUGCCAGUUCCGCAACAGAUCGCCGGUCGAGACGGAAGAGUACAUGAAGCCCAUUCUAGCCAAGCAUCUGCCACUUUCGACCAAUAGCUCAAAGAGCGGAGAAAUUGCUCUUGAACGUAAACGGGAUCACUACAGCCAUUGGACACUUCGAUUGGCCUUUUCAAGCACACAGGACCUGCGACAACGAUUCGCCCGACUAGAGGCGCAGCUUUUCAAGCUCCGGAUCAAGCAGGACGACUUACGCGAGAGGAAAGCUUUCAUAGACUCGCUGCCCAUGUCUUGGGAGACUGUUGGUGAAGAAGAAAAGAUGGCACUGAUGGACGACUUGAAAGCUGCGACCGGGGUGUUCAAGGAUGAUAUUGAGAUGAACUGGUUCAAGGUGGACUGGGAGAAUGUGCCAGAGCUGGUAGAAAGGCGACAGGUCUUGCUGAAGAAAGGCAAGGCGUACGUUCACGUACGAGAACAGAUGAACAUGGUUGCCAAUGAGUUCUCAAGGCAGCUAGAAUCAGGAUUGGAAUUGGCAGCUCGCUUUUUGCCGCGUAUGGACGAGGAUAAUCGACUGGCACCGAUACUACACCAUCUGUCGCAGUCAUUCGUGGCGCCAGAUGCUGCAUACACCGAAGCCUCCAGCAUCAGCGACAUGACCAGCAUCACGGCGGCAUCGAUCGACGCUCAAAGCAAGCACUUUCCAUUGUGCAUGCAAAAUCUGCAUCGCGAGUUGAGGAAGAACAGCCAUUUGAAGCAUUAUGGACGUCUGCAGUACACACUAUUCUUGAAGGGUAUUGGCCUGAGUCUAAAUGAGUGUAUCGUGUUCUGGCGAAAGAGCUUUACUAAGCUCUCAGAAGGUAAGCUUUGA
Messenger RNA from Ramularia collo-cygni, 1068 nucleotides. Its product is annotated as related to DNA primase large chain. Gene Ontology annotation, cellular component: alpha DNA polymerase:primase complex. The transcript has a single exon. Bases 1 to 1068 code for a protein of 355 amino acids. The record is from RefSeq and is a predicted model, not a curated record. Lineage: Eukaryota; Fungi; Ascomycota; Dothideomycetes; Mycosphaerellales; Mycosphaerellaceae. Gene Ontology annotation, biological process: DNA replication, synthesis of primer.